Molecule: messenger RNA, 820 nt
Organism: Podospora bellae-mahoneyi
Lineage: Eukaryota; Fungi; Ascomycota; Sordariomycetes; Sordariales; Podosporaceae
Exons: 2
Coding region: 1-531 (176 amino acids)
Biological process (GO): DNA synthesis involved in DNA repair; DNA-templated DNA replication
Cellular component (GO): delta DNA polymerase complex
Molecular function (GO): DNA-directed DNA polymerase activity
Source: RefSeq, a predicted model, not a curated record
AUGCCACCCCGCCGCUCUACCCGAGCGACAACCAAGGCCGCCAGUCAAUCCAAGCUGAACUUCUCCAACAAAAUCACCAAACCGCUCCCCUCCCGCCCCAAUCAAAAAGACAAGGCUGUCAAGCUUGAGGAAGCCAUCACAAGAACAGCCACCCCCUCCCCUCCCCCCUUCUCCGAGCCAGCUCCUGAACAAGAACUUUCGCCGGCAGAGGUCAACGCGGCAAAGGUUUCGCAGGCGGCGAUUAAUCGUUACUGGAAGGGGAUUGAAGACUCGAGACUGGCGAAGGAAGUUCACAAGAAGCAUGGGACUGGGUUGGGGACGGGGGAAAAGAUUUUGAGGUAUUUUGACGUUAGCAGUCAGUUUGGGCCAUGUGUGGGGAUUACACGACUCGAGAGGUGGCAGAGGGCGGAGAGGCUGGGACUCAACCCGCCGAUUGAGGUGCUGGCGGUGAUUGUCAAGGAGGGGAGGGGGGAGGAGAAGGCACAUUUGGAUCAGUUGUUGAGUAGUACUGCGAUUGGGGAGAGGGAGUAAAUUCCAACAGGAGGGGGGGGAGGGGAAUAUGCGAAAUGACAUUGGAGUUUUGGAGUUGGGGAACUGCUUUCGGGGAAGGGGAUCACAACAGGGAAACAAGGGCAGGAUUUGGAAGGGGAAUGUUAUCAGGAGAGGAGAAUUUGUGCCAACAUAAUCGAGUUGCUAUGCAUCCUUGCUGGAUAUGCACCUUGCUGAUUACAUGUACUUUUUACAUAGCUUGACAUCACAGAUAGAGGUCAUCGCAAACAGAACGAGCAACAUAAUUUCGCUCUACUCUAAAUUCUAUCAA